GACACUUCCGGCCCGGUGACAGUUGUCAGGGUUACCGCGCAAGAAGUAGCACAGAGGAGGGGUUUUCAACUGUUUUUACUCACAUUUCUGAUGCUUCUGCUUCACUUGUGACCACAGCGGACCCCCAGCCCCCCGCAGAGGCACAUACCCCGCACCAGGACCGGGAGCAGGAACGGGAGCAGGACCCGGAGCAGGACCCGGAGCAGGACCCGGAGCAGGACCCGGGCCACGGCGCACUCACCCGCGGCUGACGCUGUUUUACCGUCAUUUUGGCGAAUCCGAGCUGGAAGUCCAACAUGACCCAACAGGCUGCGGCUCUGCAGACCUACAACAACGAACUGGUCAAGUGCAUUGAGGAUUUGUGCUCAAAGCGUGAGGAGCUGAACCGUCAGAUCAAGCAGGAGGAGGAGGAGAAGGAGCGGCUCCAACACGACAUCCGCGUCCUGUCCGAGAAGCUGAGCCGAGUGAACGAGAGCCUGGCACAGAGACUGACAGCACGAGCCACCUUUGACCGGACCAUCGCAGAGACUGAGGCUGCAUAUACCAAGAUCCUGGAGAGCUCCCAGUCCCUCCUGAGUGUGCUGAAGCAGGAGGCCGGACACCUGAGCCGGGCCACCGAGCCUCGACGUAAAGACCACUGAUGUUUACGGAGGGCCCUGAACGCCACACGGACUCGAGAUAAUGUAUUUGUUGUGUUUUUAGUUAUUGUAAUACACCAAUAUUUUUUGUAAAUGAAAUCCAGCAUUCCAAA
Periophthalmus magnuspinnatus is the source of this 751-nucleotide messenger RNA. RefSeq names its product Sjogren syndrome nuclear autoantigen 1 (gene ssna1). Gene Ontology annotation, cellular component: centrosome; ciliary basal body. NCBI's taxonomy places the organism in Eukaryota, Metazoa, Chordata, Actinopteri, Gobiiformes, Gobiidae. The record is from RefSeq and is a predicted model, not a curated record. The transcript has 3 exons. The coding region runs from base 297 to 641 and encodes 114 amino acids.